Canariomyces notabilis is the source of this 1384-nucleotide messenger RNA. Its product is annotated as NAD(P)-binding protein. Lineage: Eukaryota; Fungi; Ascomycota; Sordariomycetes; Sordariales; Chaetomiaceae. The transcript is spliced from 2 exons. Gene Ontology annotation, molecular function: oxidoreductase activity, acting on the CH-OH group of donors, NAD or NADP as acceptor. The record is from RefSeq and is a predicted model, not a curated record. Bases 211 to 1068 code for a protein of 285 amino acids.
UAUUAUCACGUCUACACCAGCGCGGGGCUCAUUUUUUAGGGAAAGUGGUGUAAUUGUGUGUAUAUAUUUACAUCUAGCUAUUCGUCUCAAUUGAGUCAUUCGCUGUUCCCUUCAACCCAUCUCUACGCGAUUUAUACUGUCUAGAUCAGGCACACGGGAUUGCGAUUGCCAAACUCACGUGAGAACACAACUACAGAAACUUACCAUACCAUGUCCCGACCUCUCCAAGGCAAACUGGCCAUCGUAACCGGUGCCUCACGAGGCAUCGGCGCGGCCAUAGCCAAGAACCUCGCCUCCAAGGGCUGCAACCUCGUCAUCAACUACACCUCCUCCUCCUCCACCGAGCUCGCCAACUCCCUCGCCGAAGACUUCUCCAAGGCGUACAACAUCCAAGCCGUUGCAGUGCAAGCAGACAUCGGGACGCCGAACGGGCCCAGCGCUCUCAUCGCCGCGGCACGGGAUCACUUCUCAUCAUCAUCACCAACAGACAAACCAUUCCAAAUCGACAUCCUGAUCAACAACGCCGGCGUCGCCCGCAACGCACUGCUCGAGAACGUGACAGUCGCCGACUUCGAAGAAACCUACCGAGUCAACGUUUUGGGGCCCCUCUUGCUAGUCCAAGCCGCGCAGCGGUACCUCCCGACCGACCGCUCCGGGCGCAUCGUCAACAUCUCGUCCGUGUCGUCUUCAACGGGGUUCGUGACGCAGUCCGUCUACGGUGGGACCAAGGCCGCCCUCGAGGCCAUGACACGCACCUGGGCCCGCGAGCUGGCCGAGCGCGCCACGGUAAACGCCGUCAACCCGGGCCCCGUCGAGGGGCCCAUGUACGCGAGCAACUCGCCUGAAUUUCUGGAGGGGAUCAGAGGGUGGAUCAUGCACACCCCGCUUAUGAAGGCCAGGGAGGGGGUGGAUUCUGAGGAGGUGGUGCAGGAGGCUAGGGAGCAUGGAGGUAGGAUGGCCAGGACGGCGGAGAUUGCUGGAGUGGUGGGCAUGUUGUGCUCUGAUGAGGCUGGGUGGUGUACGGGCCAGGUGGUGUGUGCUAAUGGCGGGAUGGUGAUGCUGCAUUAAUCGGUAAACUAAAGGGGGCAAUUUUGACUUGAGGCUGCUCUGAGGAUUGUAUUUGGGCUUGGAUGUUUCCACUGGUUGUGGACACCAUCUGCGAGACUAGUUUAAUAGGCCCUAUUCACAUCGCACACCUCCAACCAGUAAUCCCUGUCGGAGCCACACACGACACAGAUCGGGUAUGGUGUAGCGGUAACAUCGUUGACUCUCAUGGCUUCUGUCUGAGUGCCCUCAACAGCCCGGGGUUCGACUCCCCGUAUCCGAGAAAUGGUUCAGGGGUUGGUGGUGAAUUUUUUGUUUCCUUUCCCAGUGUUUUCUGCUU